AUGGCGGUAAACAAGGACGAAAUGCAUGCGCCCGGCUGGAUGGAUCGGGUGUUUUUCGAGAAAGUCCUGCGGCACGCCGAGCGCGACAGUACGCUGCAGGUGCAGGACUUCCGGAUUGUGCCCGGCACCAAACCGGGCGAUCACUUUGCGAGCGUGAUCUUUCGCGCGAUCGUGCGCCACGACCGGAGCGCCGACGAAGUAUCACUGAUCGUCAAAACGCUCCCGACGGAGGAUGGCGUGAAGAAGGACAUCCUCAAGGAUGGGUAUGUCUUCGAGACGGAGACACAGAUGUACAACGAAAUCGUGCCGGCCAUGCACCGGCUGCUGGAGUCCGUCGGGGACCACACCGUGCUGGGCGCGAGACUCCUGUACCACGAAAAACUACCGGCGUGGGUCAUGGUGUUCGAAGACAUCUCCAAGCUGGGCUACGAGAUGAAAACGAAGCAGCUGGACUACGAGGAAGCAAAGGUCGUCUUUGCAAAGCUGGCUCGAUGGCACGCGGCAUCAAUGUUUCUGGUUGACACGCAUCCUGAAAUGAAGAAAUUAAACAAGGGUGUCUACAAUCUGUUCGAAGAAUCGAAUGAGUUUCUGCAGUUGUGGCAGAGCAACAUCCAAACAUUGUCCACGAUCGUAACGGAGAUGCCCGGGCUCGAGCAGUACUCGGAAAGGAUACGCAGUAUCAAGCAGAAAAUUUUCGACCGCGCAUCCGCCAUUUACACGUACGAUGCCUCGUCGCUUGUGCAUGUGCUGAACCACGGCGAUUGCCACUUCAAAAACAUGAUGUUCAAGCGUACGGAGGGAAAACUGGACGACAUUAUGCUGCUCGACUUCCAGCUGAGCGUUUGGGGGACGCCGGCGAUCGAUCUGAUCUACGCGAUGUACAACACCGUAUCCAUUCCGACCAGAGAGGCACACCGGGACGAGCUGAUCAGCUUCUACCACGAGCAGUUAACCGAGUGCCUGCGCAAGUUUGGCUACCUACGCCGGGUACCUACACUGCACGAUCUGCACACGGAGAUUCUGAAGUGUGGCCACUUAGAGUUCCUGCUGGCAGCUACCUUCGUGCCGUUCAUGUGUGUGGAGCUAAGCGAAAUCAUGGAAAUGCCCGCGGAAGGUGAAGGAUUUGAGGUGGAUUUCGCGGACACGGAGAAGAUGAUCGAGGAGUUCAAAAAGUGUUACCGCACGCCAGUGUACGUCGAUUUCCUGUACAAAAAUCUACCACGGUUCGCGCACAAGGGCUUGAUCGAUCUAGAUUGACGAAGGGGCGCGAUCGUGCGCGUUCGCGUCCUGCGAGGCGUAUAAGAAAACGAUUCCAAAAUGAAAAGGCUAUGUAUUAUCUACUUUGUUACUGUAUGUAUUAC
Anopheles coustani is the source of this 1361-nucleotide messenger RNA. RefSeq lists its product as uncharacterized. The transcript is spliced from 5 exons. The coding region runs from base 1 to 1257 and encodes 418 amino acids. The record is from RefSeq and is a predicted model, not a curated record. NCBI's taxonomy places the organism in Eukaryota, Metazoa, Arthropoda, Insecta, Diptera, Culicidae.